AUGGGGCAAGGUAACAGUCGCAAGUUAUAUGCGCAGGCUCUUAAGGGCAUGCUCCAAGCUCGAGGAGUUAAAGUUGGACAGAGUCAAUUAGAGAGUUUCUUUCGCUUUAUCGAGGAAGUAUGCCCCUGGUUCCUUGAGGAAGGAACCAUUAGUUUAGAAGCUUGGCAAAAAAUAGGAAAAAUGAUUCAGGAACAUUAUGAUGCAAGUGGCCCUGAAACAACCCCAGUGGAUGCUUUUACUCUUUGGCAUUUAGUUCAAGAAUUUCUGGACCCCAGACAUGAACAAAUAAAAUUUAAUCAGUUGAUUGGGGAAGUUGAACAGGAAAAUGAGGAAAAGUCAGAUUGCUCUGAUGCUGAGGAAAAGUCAGAUGACUCAGAUGCUGAGGAAAAAAUAUAUGAUGACCCUACUGAGGAUAAAACAGUCCAUUUUGAGAAAAUGUUGAAUUCAGUUAUAAAAAAUUGUCAGAUUGAAGCAAAGCAGCAACCCCCUUUAAGGGUGAAUGUUUGUGAGCCCACUUUAACAGUUCCCAAGGACUCAGAUUUCUUUCUGCCACCCCCUCCGCCUGUUAUUCCCCAGGUGCAGUCUACUGGGUCAGUGGAGCCUAGUCGGCCCAGGCCUUUGAAGUUAUCUAGUCCUCCUAAUGAUGAAUUCCCUCUUGGGACAGGGGCUAUUUGCCCUCCCAGGCGUAGUGCCUUGCAGCUCUCAUUAGCACAGGCUGCUCAAAGAGUGGAGGAUAUUUCUGGUUUUCAUUUAUUUCCUGUAAUGGAGGACCAAAAGCAACAAAGAACUCACCAACCUAUUCAAUUUAAACAAAUAAGAGACUUGAAAAAUGCUUGUUCUCAAUAUGGACCUACAGCUCCAUUUACGCAGGUAAUUUUGGAAACAUUGUCCACUGAUGCUUUAUGCCCUAAUGAUUGGAAACAAUUAGCUAGAGCUUCUCUUAGUGGAGGAGAUUACUUGUUGUGGAAGUCUGAAUUUGUGGAACAGUGUCAGGCCACAGCAGAGGUUAAUAGGGCUAAUAAUAUACCUACUACUUUUGCAGAGCUUGCUGGGGAAGGUGCUUAUAAUGACAUCCAUACCCAGUUAAAUUACCCUGUGGGCACAUAUGCUCAGAUUAAUGCCACUGCUAAGCGUGCCUGGAAGAAACUUCCUAACUCUAAUAAGACUGAGGAUCUUUCUAAAAUUAUACAGGGACCAGAUGAACCUUAUCAAGAUUUUGUCUCUCAGUUACUGGGGGCAACAGGCCGUCUCAUCCAAGAUGGGGAUGCUGGUAUGGUUUUUGUACAACAAUUGGCAUAUGAAAAUGCUAAUGCAGCUUGGAAGCAGCCAUUAGACCAUUUGGAAAAAAGGAGGAAUAACUGA
Dipodomys spectabilis (banner-tailed kangaroo rat) is the source of this 1362-nucleotide messenger RNA. Its product is annotated as endogenous retrovirus group K member 10 Gag polyprotein-like. The coding region runs from base 1 to 1362 and encodes 453 amino acids. The transcript is spliced from 2 exons. Gene Ontology annotation, biological process: viral process. Gene Ontology annotation, molecular function: structural molecule activity. NCBI's taxonomy places the organism in Eukaryota, Metazoa, Chordata, Mammalia, Rodentia, Heteromyidae. The record is from RefSeq and is a predicted model, not a curated record.